Prionailurus viverrinus (fishing cat) is the source of this 1140-nucleotide messenger RNA. It is a transcript of the gene DMBX1, whose product is annotated as diencephalon/mesencephalon homeobox 1. Gene Ontology annotation, molecular function: DNA-binding transcription factor activity, RNA polymerase II-specific; RNA polymerase II transcription regulatory region sequence-specific DNA binding. The record is from RefSeq and is a predicted model, not a curated record. Gene Ontology annotation, biological process: regulation of transcription by RNA polymerase II. NCBI's taxonomy places the organism in Eukaryota, Metazoa, Chordata, Mammalia, Carnivora, Felidae. Bases 1 to 1140 code for a protein of 379 amino acids. The transcript is spliced from 4 exons.
AUGCAGCACUACGGGGUGAAUGGCUACUCGCUGCACGCCAUGAACUCACUCAGCGCCAUGUACAACCUGCACCAGCAGGCGGCCCAGCAGGCCCAGCACGCCCCCGACUACCGGCCAUCGGUGCAUGCGCUUACGCUGGCUGAGCGCCUGGCCGGCUGUACAUUUCAAGACAUCAUCUUGGAGGCCCGCUAUGGCUCACAGCAUCGCAAACAGCGCCGUAGCCGCACGGCGUUCACUGCCCAGCAGCUCGAGGCCCUGGAAAAGACCUUCCAGAAGACUCACUACCCAGAUGUGGUGAUGCGGGAGAGGCUGGCCAUGUGCACCAACCUGCCUGAGGCCCGGGUGCAGGUGUGGUUCAAGAACCGCAGGGCCAAGUUCCGGAAGAAGCAGCGCAGCCUGCAGAAAGAGCAGCUCCAGAAGCAGAAGGAGGCUGAGGGCUCCCAUGGGGAAAGCAAGGCUGAGGCCCCAACCCCAGACACCCAGCUGGAGACUGAUCAGCCCCCAAGCCUGCCCAGUGGCGACCCCCCUGCCGAGCUUCACCUGAGCCUGUCUGAGCAGUCGGCCAGUGAGUCAGCCCCUGAGGACCAGCCAGACCGGGAGGAGGAUCCCCGGGCAGGAAUCGAGGAUCCCAAAACUGAGAAGAGCCCUGGCGCUGAGAGCAAGGGGCUGGGCUGCAAGAGGGGCAGCCCCAAGGCAGAUUCCCCAGGCAGCCUGGCCCUGGCUCCUGCAGCACCCGGGGGUGGCCUCCUGGGCCCCUCCCACUCCUACUCAUCAUCCCCGCUGAGCCUCUUCCGCCUGCAGGAGCAAUUCCGCCAGCAUAUGGCAGCCACCAACAACCUAGUGCACUAUUCAUCCUUCGAAGUGGGGGGCCCGGCCCCUGCCGCCGCUGCCGCCGUCCCCUACCUGGGUGUCAACAUGGCCCCGCUGGGCUCGCUGCACUGCCAGUCCUACUACCAGUCCCUGUCGGCAGCUGCUGCUGCCCACCAGGGCGUGUGGGGGUCCCCGCUGCUGCCCGCGCCCCCGGCAGGCCUGGCACCUGCCUCUGCUGCCCUGAACAGUAAAACCACGAGCAUCGAGAACCUGCGGCUUCGGGCCAAGCAGCACGCAGCCUCUCUGGGACUCGAUACGCUGCCCAACUGA